Seriola aureovittata is the source of this 3678-nucleotide messenger RNA. Its product is annotated as probable nuclear hormone receptor HR38. The coding region runs from base 163 to 1938 and encodes 591 amino acids. Gene Ontology annotation, cellular component: nucleus; transcription regulator complex. The record is from RefSeq and is a predicted model, not a curated record. Gene Ontology annotation, biological process: cellular response to corticotropin-releasing hormone stimulus; regulation of transcription by RNA polymerase II. NCBI's taxonomy places the organism in Eukaryota, Metazoa, Chordata, Actinopteri, Carangiformes, Carangidae. The transcript has 7 exons. Gene Ontology annotation, molecular function: nuclear receptor activity; RNA polymerase II cis-regulatory region sequence-specific DNA binding; zinc ion binding.
AGUAUAUGGAGCCGUAAGCGUUGGUCUGACCCAGUGUGUAUGUGCGAGUGUGUUUGAAUGAGUGUGUGUGCCGACAGCAGCUGGCAGAGGUGACAUUCAUCUGUUUCGCUGAUUUGGAAUAAAUGAAAAACCUAAAAAUCCGGAUAUUUACAUGAACCAGCGAUGCCCUGUGUACAAACCCAGUAUCCAUCCCUGCCCCAUGACAACUACUUCAGCUCUGAGUUUUUGAAUCCUGACCUCAGUGCCAAACUGGUGAUGGACAUCAGUGGCCAAAAGGACCAGCUGUCUACAUCUUCGUUGCCCAGCAUCAACACCUUAGUGGAAAAUGGCUAUGUGGGGGAGUUUGAUGCUUAUUCCUGCAAGAUUACCACCUCUCCUCCCGCCUCUACAGUUUCAUUCAAUCAUGCCGCGGUAGCUGAAAGCUCCAGCCCUCAGAUGCAGAACCAGGCUUUCAAGCUGGAUGAUCUCCAGGUGUAUGGCUGUUACCCAGGUUCCUUUGCGCUCAGCUGCUUCGAUGAAACACUGUCGUCAUGUGGCUCAGACUACUAUGGCAGCCCAGUUUACGCUGCUGCUUCUCCUCUAACACCCGGCUUUCAGACCCAGUCUGCACCUGUCUGGGAUUCCCCUUUCAGCCCCUACCCCUCAGCCCCCCCCUCCUCUGUGGGUGAUAAGGCCGCCAUGGCUCAGCAGCUCUCUUUUUUCACCUUCAGCCCCACACCAGAGCAGCACUCCCCCCUGGGGCAUCAUCAGGAUGCUCAGGCAGGCCAGGAUGAUCCUUUCUUCUUGUCUCACCAGCAGCAUGUUUCUCCACUUCAUUGUCCCCCCAUGUCCCUGGAACAUGGACCUCUGGAAAGCCCCAGGAUAGUGGAGGGGGCAAUGACGUCUCCUAAAAGCCACAACCCAGGCUCCAGUGAGGGCCGCUGUGCAGUUUGUGGUGACAAUGCAUCCUGUCAGCACUAUGGAGUCCGCACCUGUGAGGGCUGCAAAGGUUUCUUCAAGCGAACUGUACAGAAAAACGCAAAGUAUGUGUGCCUUGCCAAUAAAGACUGUCCGGUGGACAAGAGGAGGAGGAACCGCUGCCAGUUCUGCCGUUUCCAGAAAUGUCUUGCAGUGGGAAUGGUCAAAGAAGUUGUGCGCACAGACAGCCUCAAAGGUCGCCGGGGUCGCCUGCCUUCUAAACCCAAGACUGUGGCUGAGGCUUCGUCCACGACCCCGAGUGUAAACAUCAUAUCUUCGCUUGUCAGGGCACAUUUAGACUCAAACCCGAGCAUUGGGAAGCUUGACUACUCCAAGUACCAGGAGACAGUGGACAAUCUGAAAGAAAAGGAGGAUGCUGGUGAUAUCCAGCAGUUUUAUGACCUGCUGACUGGUGCCUUGGAUGUUAUCAGGAACUGGGCUGAAACCAUCCCAGGAUUCACAGACUUCUGCACAGAGGACCAGGAGCUGCUCCUUGAAUCUGCCUUUGUUGAGCUCUUCAUCCUCCGACUUGCAUACAGGUCAAAUCCAGAGAAGAACAAAUUAAUCUUCUGCAACGGCGUGGUCCUCCACCGACUGCAGUGUGUUCGCAGUUUUGGUGACUGGAUCGACUCCAUCAUGGAUUUCUCCCAGAGUCUUCACCGCAUGAACUUAGACAUCUCCUUGUUUGCCUGCCUUUCGGCGCUUGUUAUCAUCACUGAUCGCCAUGGCCUCAAAGAACCCAAACGGGUUGAGGACUUUCAAAAUCAUCUCAUCAAUUGUUUGAGGGAACACGUGAGUGGAAACGGAUCAGAGCCGAGCAGGACCCAGCCCAACUAUCUUUCUCGUCUUCUGGGCAAACUCCCUGAACUGAGGACUCUGUGCACACAAGGCCUGCAGCGUAUAUUCUACCUUAAACUGGAGGACCUGGUCCCACCUCCACCAAUUGUGGAGAAAAUCUUCAUGGAUACUCUGCCGUUCUGAAAAAUAUCAACACAAACAUGUUAUUUGUAAAAAAUGGAGAUGGAAAGCACCCAAUGUGAGGUUUUAUCACUGGACUCUACUGGUGAACCUCUUUCAAGCACACUGACCUGUGUGUUGAUAGACAUCUGACAUUGUUCAAGAGACCAUUAUUUUUCUAACAUUAACUUUUAAAAUUGAAUAUGGUAUCUGUGUGAGUACUACAUAAGGAUUUAUUUCAGUUCCAUGAAACUGUCAUAGACAGAACUGACAGAACUGAAAUGGUAUAAACAGUUCAGGACACAGUUUAUAUAUUUUUCGUGUGCAUGUGUAAAAUGACUUUAUUGCUGUGCUAGAUGUGUGAAUGUUGCUAUGCAGACAUGGUAUGGCAAGGGUACUUGGGUAGAUGCAAUGCAGUGUUACAUACUAAGAAACACACUAAUUUCUUAAAAACCAUGUUUUUAAAAUUUGCUUUUUGACCCCACUAAGAAGCUGAGGUAGUAGAUUAUUUGGUAUAAAAAGGGCAGAGAGAAUCACAAGUCCUGGUUGUUAAGAAAAAACUGUGGAGUCCUACUUUUCAGAAGGGAAAUAUUUACUAAUUUCUCUGUAUCACAAAACAUAGUUUUAGUCAUAAUCAUGCUCCUGUGGAAGGUCUCGGACCAAAGUUUACGCUUAUUUUGAUACUACCAGUUACAAACCUUAUUGCCUUACGCUAAACAAAAUGUUCCACCAUAACUCUUGCGCUGCCAUUUUGCAACACCUUGUAAAGGAUAAUGCUGGCAGAGCUCCUGUUGAACCACAUGUCCCUGUAAUAACAUUUUUCUUGGGCUUUUGAGAACAAAAAUGGAGUUGUUGAAUGAAAAUGUAAAGUGCCUUUUAUAAAACCUCAGCCCGUGAACCACAAGUGACACUAAGUGAAUUUUCAUUCCAAAUAUCACAUACAGUGAGCCCUAUUUGUUAUAGGCAUGAAAAAAGAUGUUCACCAUUAGAAAUCACACUGAACUCAUCGCUGAUGAAGAUGAUUUCUGGGCUGUGCCAGCUUUUGAUGUGAAGUGCCUGAGGCAUGUGACUGUUGAUACAGUUUGAUAUAGAGCAUACAAUACUUGAACGCACACUUCAUAAUGCUAAACUGGAAGGGCAUCAAGUGAGGCCAGGUGGUUUUGGAUCUACAAGAAUUAAAUCCUGUUCACAUGUUCAUGAAGCAGUGGAAGUUAUAAUUAGCUGUCCAUCUUGAGAUUAAAUUAUGUGAGAGCACAUUUCAGAGAGUCCUCGUAUCCACAAUUAAAGUAUAACAUUUCUACUAGUUUGAUACAUGGAAAAAUCCCACACUUGAAAAUUCAUAUGCAUAGACAGACAUUUUAUGUUUUACAUCAACUGGUUUCUUCUCGUUGGAUGUUACACACAGAUACUUCACCUUUCAUGUGUUUUGAACCUCAACUCUGUUGAAGUUUCUCCAACUGUCUUCCACAUUUGUCUAAAUCAUGCAGAUUUUUUAUAUGUUGGAUUUUUUUUAAAUUUCAUCUCAAACUUAACUUAAAAAAUACAGUACCUUAAGGAAUCGCAGUGAAAUGUGAUGAGAAGAUGAGCAGCUAUGAACACUUCAAACAGUGUUCAAACAGUAUGAAGAAUACUUCUUUCUCCUACUGUAUGAGUUUUGUUUGGGACAUGUGUGUUGACUUUGACAAUACUGCCUGGGCUUUUGUAAAAUGGUGCAAAAGUAUUCAGAGACAGAGAAUAUUUGAUAAUAAAUGUUUUUUAAAAAUA